UCUUUGAAGUUCUUUUAUAUGUUUAUAUCCAUUUUGUUUCCUUGAUCUCUUUUACUUUGUGAAGUUAGUAACUUUAUCGGAAAUUUUAUUGAAUGAAGAUGAGUUAUUCAUGUUCAACUUAGAUUAAAAAUACUGCUAACUAUUUAUAUAAUCAAGGCAUAAACUUUUCUCUUUUGCACAGAUUAUUAACACCACAUACUUAUACGUUUUCCAAGUUUUUUGUUUAUGCGAACAAACCAUAUUUUUCUCUAGGUUUUCUUUUUCUACGAGUUAGGUAAUUUAAUUUUCAUGUUACAAUUACCUCGAUGUUGAUUCUUGAGCUAUUUGCUGAUCUCUAUCAAGUUCAAAUAUUGCUACUUGUUUAUUUGCUUUGUCUCUUCCUUUCUAUCAUAUGUUCGUAUAGAUUGAAUUGCUAUGGUUGAGUCACUUAUAGUAUGUCUGAUCUUAUUUAUGCUUCUUUGGAAAAAUGUGUUUUACGGCAAGUCUCAAGGCAUAUGCUUCUGUAAUCAGAUACUGCAACAUGGAGAAUAUGAACAGCUACUGGCAAUUUGGAGAUGAGCUUCGAGGACAAUCAAAAGUCUCAGAGGAUCAUAACUGGUCAACAGCUGCUCUAAAAUUGGCUGAGCAGAUGAAGUACAAGGGUGAACGGAGGAAUAACCUUGACUUUUCAAAGAGCUCGGCUGAAAUUAGGCCCAGGGGUAAUCCUAUGUUUCAGGAAGAUAACAAGUGGGAAAGCCUUAACUUCAACAUGUUAAAUUUGGAUAACAAGAUGACUGAAAAUAUGAGCAAGAAUCGCAUUAUGGAUAGCAUGUACAAUGCAAAUCCAGUUUAUCUUAAACCCAAUUUUAACAGCUUGGGGAAUACAUCUUUAAGCAAGUUCAACGCUAGCAGCUAUACCAAGGAACAUGGCAAGAAUAACAAUAACAACACUGAGAGCACCAACGGAAAUAACUCUGUUGACAAAAGGUUUAAGACUCUGCCUGCCGCUGAGACACUGCCGAAGAAUGAGGUUCUUGGUGGAUAUAUAUUUGUUUGUAACAAUGACACACAUCAGGAAGACUUAAAGCGCCUGUUGUUCGGCCUUCCUCCUAGAUACAGAGAUUCCGUGAGGGCAAUAACGCCAGGGUUACCAUUGUUCCUAUAUAAUUACACUACUCACCAGUUGCAUGGUAUCUUUGAGGCAUCGAGUUUUGGAGGUUCCAACAUUGAUCCAACUGCGUGGGAGGAUAAAAAGUGCAAAGGAGAGUCAAGGUUCCCUGCUCAGGUGAGGAUCCGUGUCCGGAAAGUCUGUAAGCCGUUGGAGGAAGAUGCUUUAGACCAGUUUUACAUCAUUAUGAUGGCCCCAAGUUCCGCCUAGAGCUCUCUGUGCCUGAGACUUUGGACUUAAUGGAUCUCUGUGAAAAAGCUGGUGUUUAGGUGCUAUGUGCACGUGCUGGCGUCCUGUACUAAUAAGCAUAAAGGAAUUGUAGGCUAUGUGAAUGUUAUAGUUUUGUGGUGCAUGUCAGCAGUGUGCUGUCCGUGGAUUUCUCAUAGCGCAAGCUUUGGUGGGCAGGUCUGGUUGAUAGGUUGUAACUUUAGGAUUGUCUUGUGUAAGCCAAAUAAGUGCAAUGCUUAUCUCUGAUGAUAUUUGCAGCCUAGCUUCACAAAUUUAGCUAUGUAAUCUUACAGUGAACUUGAGAUAAGUAAGCUGAUUAUGUAAUGGGUCAAGAUCGGAUGUGUUCCUGUAUCUGCAGAGGAACUCUGCUUCAUCCGAUUUGUACCACGCGAAUUCCUAAUAUUUAUUUGCUUUUAAGGAAUGCCAGUGUGUAUCCGCCGCCAAGGAAUUUGGUGUGGCUUUGUCAUAAAAAUAUCUGGUUGAUGGUGAAA
Messenger RNA from Lycium ferocissimum, 1866 nucleotides. RefSeq names its product B2 protein-like. The transcript has 5 exons. Gene Ontology annotation, biological process: response to endoplasmic reticulum stress. The coding region runs from base 467 to 1357 and encodes 296 amino acids. NCBI's taxonomy places the organism in Eukaryota, Viridiplantae, Streptophyta, Magnoliopsida, Solanales, Solanaceae. The record is from RefSeq and is a predicted model, not a curated record.